AUGGCAAAGCAAGUUGUAGAUGAGCCCGGCCCUUCGCGACCGCCGCUUCGAACUGUUCGCAACGCCCGCAAUUCCAAACACGAUGUCCCGUGUGGGGAGAACUGUCUUAUCUAUCCCAAGGGAAAAUUCGACAACACCCCUCCCGGUAUCAUGGGGAAACUAGCUCAGUAUCUGGAAGUAGAUCUUAAAACCCGACCGUCAAAGCGAAAUGUCUGGGUAGAAAGAAUGGGCAAGAGGAAGCGCGGCGGCCGACACAAGGAAUGCGACCGCCCGAAUCGGUUCUAUCCUAUCGAUGAAGCUACCGCAGAGGAGAACCUAACUGCUGUUGAUGCAGAGAAUGUGACGGAUGGUGAUAAUGGGGGAGUUGAAGACAAUGGAGAGAACAGGGUUGUUCCUAUCCUACUCUUCCCGGCGGUACGCUGA
This is a messenger RNA of Colletotrichum truncatum, 423 nucleotides long. RefSeq lists its product as uncharacterized. NCBI's taxonomy places the organism in Eukaryota, Fungi, Ascomycota, Sordariomycetes, Glomerellales, Glomerellaceae. The record is from RefSeq and is a predicted model, not a curated record.